Molecule: messenger RNA, 1542 nt
Organism: Aegilops tauschii subsp. strangulata
Lineage: Eukaryota; Viridiplantae; Streptophyta; Magnoliopsida; Poales; Poaceae
Source: RefSeq, a predicted model, not a curated record
GGGGUAAUUUCGUUUAUUUUUGUUCAAAAUCGGCUCAUUUUCGUUCAAGAACACAAAAUAUGGAUGGUGCUCUUCGUCCGGAAUUUCCGUUAAAGCCGAAUUGCGUCAAUUUCAUUCUGGGGCGGUAUAUUUUCCGAAAUCCAAAACCUUAGGCGGGGAAGACGGCGGUAUUGCUCCUUAAUGGAGUAAUAUUUUUAGAUUCUUUUAAUUUAUGGAGUAUGGAUGGCGUACGUGCUCCUGUCCUGUGUACGUGUACCAUUCGUAGUACUAGUUGGUUGAUAAGAUGGCAUGUACAAUGGUUGAUAAAAUGGUCUUAUCUUAAGUCUUGCAUGUAAUUUAGAGAUGAUAGAAAUAUUUGUCUACAAUGGGUCAAUGCUGCUGCUAUAUAAGAGCAGCCUCCAGCUUGGAUCUCUCCAUCAAACCAAGCCAUCCAGCGCAGGUGCUUAUUAACCAAGAGUCCAAGAGCCAAGGAGACAACCAGCAGAUCGACAACAACAUGGGGUGCAGCAUGAGCCGCCUCCUCAAGACCACCGUCACGCUGAUCAUCCUCGUCCUUCUCCUCAUGCCCGGGGCCUUAGCCGCCACUAGCUUCGAUGCCUCACGAAGCCAACAGCUGCCGCUGCCGCGUGGGACGGUCCACGGGCCGGAGAGCGUCGCCUUCGACGGUCAAGGCCAGGGCCCCUACAGCGGCGUCUCUGACGGCCGUAUCCUCAAGUGGAACGGCGAAAAGCUAGGAUGGACUACCUAUGCAUAUGGACCCGGCUACGAUAGCAGGACGUGCACGCCGUCCAAGUUCAGCCCGGAGACUGAGACUGCCAGGGAUUGCCGCUGCGGCCGUCCGCUCGGCCUACGGUUCAACCAGAAAUCGGGUGACCUCUACGUGGCCGACGCAUACAAGGGGCUGAUGCGGGUUGCGCCGGGCGGCGGGGAGGCCACCGUGUUGGUCAACCAGGUUGACGGUUUUCCUCUGCGCUUCACCAACGGUGUUGACGUCGAUCAAGUUACGGGUCAGGUCUACUUCACCGACAGCUCGAUGAACUAUCAAAGGUCGCAGCAUGAGAUGGUCACUCGCACUGGGGACUCGACGGGCCGCCUCAUGAGGUACGACCCAUGGACAUCCGAUGUCACGGUGCUCCAGGCGGGCAUGACGUACCCCAACGGCGUCGCGCUCAGCGCCGACCGCACUCACCUCGUGGUCGCAUCUACCGGACCAUGCAAGCUGCUGAGGCAUUGGAUCAAAGGGGUCAACGCAGGCACAUCGGAGCCUUUUGCCGACCUGCCCGGCUAUCCAGAUAACGUGAGGCCCGACACCAAAGGAGGCUAUUGGGUGGCGUUACACCGCGAGAAGAAUGAGUUACCCUUUGGUCGUGAUAGUCAUCGUCUCGCUGUCAGGGUCGGUAACGAUGGGAAGAUAGUCGAGGAGAUGAGAGGGCCAAAGAAGGUGAGGCCCACCGAGAUUAUGGAGAGAGCAAAUGGCAAAAUCUACUUGGGUUCGGUAGAGCUUCCUUAUGUCGGCGUUGUUAAGCGCAAGUAGAGAACUAU